Molecule: messenger RNA, 3410 nt
Organism: Lepisosteus oculatus (spotted gar)
Lineage: Eukaryota; Metazoa; Chordata; Actinopteri; Semionotiformes; Lepisosteidae
Gene: tspan15
Product: tetraspanin 15
Cellular component (GO): plasma membrane
Source: RefSeq, a predicted model, not a curated record
CAAACCGUGUCGGGAGCUGCUGGCCUUCGGUCGAGAUAAUGGAGCCCUUUCAUUGACUUUCAGGUGUGGGAGUGGGAAGUAGGAAGUGUGGGGAGAAAGUACAGCGGGAAUGUGAAGAGAUAGGUACACGGAGAAUCCAACAUGUCAGGUGAUGUCCGGUACUGCGAGAGGCUAUCGUACCUGUUUUUAAAGUUUACACUCAUCGUCUACUGCAGUGUGUUCUGGCUGAUAGGGGGCUUCAUCCUGUUCAUUGGUAUCUAUGCAGAAGUGGAGAGGCAGAGAUACAAAACCCUGGAGGGCACCUUCCUAGCGCCGGCCAUCAUCCUCAUCGUGCUGGGAGUGAUCAUGUUCAUCGUCUCCUUUAUUGGGGCACUAGCGUCCCUGCGUGACAACCUGAGCCUUUUGAGGGUGUUUCAGUAUGCUCUGACGAUCUGCCUGAUCCUAGAGCUUCUCGGUGGGAUACUGGCUCUACUUUUCAGAAACAAGACCGUUGACUUAAUGAAUAAAAACAUCCGAAAAGGGAUGGUGAACUACUACGAUGACCUGGACUUCAAGAACAUCAUGGAUUUUGUCCAGAGAAAGUUCAAGUGUUGUGGUGGGCAAGAUUACAAAGAUUGGGAGGUGAACAUGUAUCACAACUGCACAGCACCUGGACCGCUGGCCUGUGGAGUCCCCUACACCUGCUGCAUCAACACCACGCCAAAGCAAGUUGCCAACACACUCUGUGGAUACAAAGUCCUUAAAGAAGAGCGCCUUGAUUUGCUGACUACUAUCCAUGUACGGGGGUGCACAGACGCAGUCUUUCUCUGGUUUCUGGACAACUACACAAUUAUGGCGGGACUUCUACUUGGUAUUCUGCUACCCCAGUUUUUUGGUGUGGUCAUUUGCUGGUUGUACAUCACCCGCGUUGAGGACACCAUCACCGAGUGUGGGAACACAAGAGACGCGCUGCUGGCAGAUGAGGGCAGGAACGUGAUGUCCCAGAGUAGGAUGGCACGCUGCUGCAGGUGUCUGCCUGACAUUGAUUGACAGGCAGAGGAGAACUCAGCCGAUAGCUGAGGGAGGUAGAGCACACAGGUGCACCGCAGUUUCAUUGACUGUGGUGUGUGCGGUGUGGGGGUGGUUACUUAGUCUGUUCUCAUCAUUUAUAUAUCAAGCUUCUAACUAUUCAUUUGAAGACUAUUUGUGUAUGUGUCCACCAGCUGGUGUCAUUUUCUCAAUUUAAAAAAAAUAUAUUUAAAAGGCAUCUUUUGCAGUUUUAUUCAGUUUGCCAACAGAUUAAAUGAGUUUGCUCAAUGCAAGCUGAUGAAAUCGCCUAUUCAGACUGAAUUAGUUGGCUAUUUAAACGCCAUUCCAGUAAUUCUAGUUAAUGGUACAUAUUUACUGAGAGAAAAGUAUGUUCCCAGAUCACCAAGUUGUUCCAGACAUCUACAAUUAGAGCAGUAGAGGAUACAUUUAUAGCCAUCAAGAAUUCCCAUGGUUUUGGAGAUGCUUUCUUCCUGUUUCACAUAAAGGGCCCUGAAACCUACUGUGUCGUAGAGAUGUUUUCUGUUGUAUUCGUGUAACCACAGCAUGCUGGUCAAGGUUACAUUCAAAAUAAUUGGCUCCAAGUAAACUUCCUCCUAAGAGUGUAGUGAAGCAUGCAGGAGCAUCCCCCUGUAGUAAAGCCUGAGGACCUGGAACCCAGAGCAUGAAAGGCUGAAAAAUGGAUGCUCAGCAGAAUUACUUUGACAACCACUGGAAACUAAUAAAUGUGAGUGAGAAAUUAUUUAGGAAUCUGGUUUGCUAUUGUACACCUAUGUUUUUUAUCAACUAGUACCUCAUGUCUGUUUUCCAGAGAAAUAUUGCACUUAAGAUGUACCAAGUGAACUUUUAACCUUUUGUUAGAUUAUACAAUUUUCUUUUAGUGUAAUUUUUGUAGAAAAUUACUUGUUUAUUAAGUUGACAGUACAUAGCAAUGAUGCACUAAUUAAUUCAGGAGUUUAUAUGCCUUUGUAACUGCGGUCUUUAACAUGUACAGUUAUGUAACCAUUUAAAAAAAUAACUUUGCCUGUGUCUGGCUGUGUUUUCACACUCUGUCACUUGUGUGCAUUUCCUAAGUCUUUGUCUCAGGUUAAAUCGCUCCUGAGCCUCUCAGUCACUUCAUCCUUCUGGGUGACCGUGUAUAAUUGACGCCAGAGAACUGAUUUGACUCCUCUCUGUAGCUGCUGUGUUUGAAACCCGUGUUCAGGUAUCCUUAUACAUACUGUAUGUAAAACGUCCCUAAUUAAGAUCUCCAAUAAGAUAAUUACCACAUGAAAACAAAAGAAUGAGACAUCGUGAUUUUCAACUGUUUUUGAGGUGAAUUAAACAUUUAAAUUGACAAUGCAACUGCUAAUUUUUAAAUACUAAACAAAUUACAACAUUCUGGUGGCCUUGUUUGUUUUUGCUUUUCAUUUCUUGAAAAUGUAUUUAAUCUGGGGUUUCAUUAAUUGCAAGUGGCAUGAAAUUGUUUAGGGUUUUUCUUUUUUGUUGGCAUUUUAUAAAUGGUUGUUUUGACAUUUUAAUGUAUUGCAUUAUGAACACAAACGUCUGAUAAAUAAGUAAUGUUUAUAGUCAUCUUUGAAGUGCCUUGUGAAAUACCCCUGCAGUGGGGUUUCUAAUCUUGUUACUUUCCUGCAGCUUGUGCUGUGUGUGGUCUGAGUGUCUUGCUGUGACAUUGUUAAUAUUUUACUACAGCACAGCCUGUCCUGACCAACACAAAUGACAUCAUGUAAGAGUGAAAACUCAAAACUGCAUUUCGGCCUUGUUAUAAAUUCCUUUCUUAAAAGGUUUGUGUAAAACAUCAUAACUUAUUUUCUUGCAGUUCUUAAAAUACCCAUUCCAGGUGCUGUGUCAUUUGUUACUCCUGGUAUUAUGUUAUAUCAAAAGUAACUUCUGGAAAGACACUGCUGCUGAACAAGCUUUCACAGUGACAAAGACAAUUGAGUGUAACAGUACAGUGAGGAGCUCCCCGCUUAGCUGACUGUGAAGUCAAGUGAAUUUUAAGACCCAUCCAAUCCUCUUGAUUGAUAAACCAAAUAGUCAAAUAGAGUAGAUCAGUUUAAACUUAAUCUAAGUGAGACAUGUUUUUCUUUAUAUUGAACAUUAGGCAUAAGGUAAAAUGAGUGAAUACAGACAAACCAUUUCCUUGAUGUUGUUAAAUGUUCUUCUGUUGUUGUAGCUGUUUUUCUCCCCUACUCACUUCUGUACUGUUACACUGCUGUCGGCUCUAAAGCUGAAAGUUUCAAUAAGAUUGCGCCUCUUUGUUUUACUGAUGUAAGCUUAGAUAAAUAUGAAUGCCAUUUGUAAUUUGGUCAAUCUUUUAUCAUUUGACAUUUCUUGUAUUGUUUUGUAUAAACUUACAAUAAACUGUUUAAAAUUGAAGUACA